Molecule: messenger RNA, 347 nt
Organism: Strongylus vulgaris
Lineage: Eukaryota; Metazoa; Nematoda; Chromadorea; Rhabditida; Strongylidae
Source: the annotation of a GenBank genome assembly
AUGUGUAGCCAACGUAUUGAAAAGCGUUAUUUCGCAUUUUCUCGCAAAUCAGCCGGCUAUGAAGCUGACGUCGCCGCCAUUAUUGUAAGUUAUGCCCCAUUGCUAGAAACGACGAUCGAUUCGGCCGUAGCAUCCAUCCUGAAUCAGGCGUUGAAGCCAGAGCCGUCAGAUGGCGAGUUUUCAGCCGAUUCCAAUGGCUCUUCUGCUCAUCGAAUGCCCAUGCAACCGAUGCCGCUUCCCAUAGGUAAUUGCAUUCAAAAUUUUCCAUCUUGCACUUUAUUGUAUGGCCUUUGCAGGUUGAAAUCGAUUUUCUGCUUUGUUGCUUUAAUUGCUAAAUUAGUUUGACA